Messenger RNA from Mizuhopecten yessoensis (Yesso scallop), 4316 nucleotides. RefSeq lists its product as uncharacterized. The transcript has 14 exons. Gene Ontology annotation, molecular function: zinc ion binding. Bases 244 to 2019 code for a protein of 591 amino acids. The record is from RefSeq and is a predicted model, not a curated record. Lineage: Eukaryota; Metazoa; Mollusca; Bivalvia; Pectinida; Pectinidae.
UACACAUUGAAUUGCUGUUCUUCCUCCUUGCUAGUCAGUAUAAGCAAUACUGAAAGUGUAAUUUAUCAGAAACUCAUUUGAGUUGUAUUUAGGACUGAAGGGGACUCGCUGGCUGGAAGUUCAAAUAGCUAUGGGGUAUAUGACCUUUUAGGCCAAAAAACAAAUGCUUGUGUUUCCGCUAUCAUCCUCAGGAAAAUUCAGUUUGUUCUCCAAUCAAAGAUAUCUAUGAAGUAAAAGACUGACAUGCUAAUGAGUACGCAACACGCGAUCUCACAAUCUGUCAGUGUGGCCUAUGAUUGGCUGAUGGACAAUAUGGAUGACAGUGACAGUUGCCAUGGAAACUGUUCCGGCCAUGGUGGAUGUCUGGAUGGAAAAUGUGCCUGUUUGGUACAGUUUACGGGAGGGACGUGUCAAGACCCCAACAAUGGCUACUUCCUGGCGUUUGGCUGUAUCUUUAUAAUGCUGAGUGCUGUAUCAUUUGUUCAGUUGUGUCUUUGUAUCAGGAAUGAGUAUUUAAGCCAGAGGAGGAAAUCUCUGAAGGAAGCUGCAUUUCGUCUGACAGGCCAGAAGUUAUUAUAUGCCCUGACAAUAUUUGCUACAGCCAUAAGAGGCAUAUACUUCUUCACAAAGCUACAUGUGUCAGAACUGGUAUCUAACAACCUAUGGACAGCCUACUACCCUAUUCUCCUGUCCUGUUUCUCUUUUAUCGUCUGUUUCUGGGCAGAGGCAUUCCACGUUGAGUUUGAGCAGAGUCAACCCCGAUUCCUCAGCAAGUCAUUUAUUGGAUUCUUCAUCUUUAAUCUGUUCACAUACUGCCUGUUGUUUGUGAAUAUUGUGUUGUUGGACGUUGUCCCUAACGAUGUCUAUGCGGAUUUAGUUACCAAGGUGACCAAUGGUAUAUUUGCUGGUACAAUGAUUAUCGCUGUUAUCUUCUUUCUCAUUUAUGGGAUAGAAGUUUAUUUCAAGGUGCGUGGGGCAUUCACUAAAGGAGACAGUGAUGUUGACCCCUGGCAGUUGAGUAUGUCCCGUCUAGGUUUGGUUUCCCAGGCCAUGUUCCAGCUCUGUCUAGCUCUAUUUCUCCUGUCAGACAUUACCAAGGAUGUGUGGAAAGACAGACUACCGAUUCUCAGCCAGAACUUUUACGACAUUGGGUUCCGGGUGGUGGAGUUCAGUGUGGCUGUAUGGUUCCCUUGUGUUCUGUGGAACUAUAAAAGCCCUGAAAGUCUGUGGGUCCUCAACCCUAAGAGAUUAUUUAGUACUGCCAAGACUGUGUUUGAUGAAAGUACAGAAGAAAAAUACAUCAAGAGCACAGAGUAUCAAUCAUAUGGUUCAUGUAACCCCAGUGUUACCGAUGGUAAAAGUGACUGCUGGAUCUGUUACGAUCCUGAGAGACAGGAUGCGGGCCACCUCAUACAGCCAUGUGAGUGUAAGGGCGACAUGGCGACUGUCCACCACGAGUGUCUCCGCAAGUGGCUCAUGGAGUGCUUCGAAGAUGACAGAGACUUUAAAUGCAAAGUGUGCAAUGUCAAGUACAAGUUACACAUGGGGUCGAUUUGGCUCCCAAAGGGUAUGAAGCCGAGACACUGGGUGCAGACAUUCUUCUCCUUAAUCAUCAUGGUAGGCUGUCCAUUUGCAGCCUAUACCAUUUCCCACACACUGGCAGUGACACAGACCUACAUCAAUGUCCUCAUCAUCGGCAUCACACUGAUUAUUGAAUUCUCCUGUCUAAGAAUGCUGGCUCUCAACUUGGGAAUUUGUUACAAACGGGGCCACGUGUCAAUGCUGUCAAUAGCAGGAAGAGUCAAAUUGCCUCCAAAAUCAAAAACUAACAGUGAAUCAGACCAGAUUGUACGACAGCCGUCGACUGGGAGUGACAGUGAAACAAGCACAGAUGUCAUAUCUACAGAAGGCCAGAGUGUUACUGAUGAGGAGAGGACAAACAUCACAGGAACUCACUCAACCAGUUCCGGGAGCUGUUCCAUGUCUAUUGAGGUUGUGAUUGAGAACCAUCGACUGUGAUCUUUCUUUGAUCAUAAACAGUGAUAAAUGUACAAUGUCAUUAUCAUGUUUCUCCUAAAAUGGUCAUUUGUACAAUUCAUGUUCAGUUUGUAUGGGAAACAGAGAAACCUUUGGGAGGUCUGUCAUCCAAAAAAUAAAUGAUAGAUUAUCUCCUUUUAUUACAUAGCGUCAAAUGAUAAUAACUGUUAUUAAUUGUAUACCCAUAUCUCAGGUUCUUAAAUUGUUGAUAUUUAUUUUUUUUAUUUUUUAAUUUACUUAAUUAGCAAUUAGAUGCAAUAAGACUGCGGUGGCCGAGUGGUUAAGGCGUCUGAUCGUCUACGAAUUACUCACCCUCCAAUCGCUGGGUGGCGGGUUUGAGGCCUAGAUAAGGCAGUGGCCACAGGUCAGUGUUUUUUCUCCGGUUACUCCAGCUUUACUGCACCACCAUUUAGGUACAGAGAUGUAACAAUAUGUGUUCUGAUUCAAAAGGAGUAAGGAAUGGAUGUUAGGGUGAGACAAAUCACCACCAAAUCUUCUGUCGUUGCCAAUAAAUCUGUCUCUACACUGUGUCAGGUACGUAGUAAAGCAUAUUAAAGAACUCUAUCUUGUGUUGGUGACAUGUCCCUCUACAGCAGAUUGACCAAUCAGAAAGAAGCUUUUGAAAGUCGGUCAUUUGGCCCCCCAUAUUAAUGCAUCAUAAUAGAUCUGUUUGCUGACAAGGCGGAUGUUUUGGAUAGUUUGUCAGGGUCCUGUUAUCUCAAUUUCAUAGGUGAAAUUUGGAUUUUGAUCAGAAUUAUUCAUACAGAUGGCGACUUGAUGCAUAUUGAAAUCUGUGAUUAUUUUCUGUGAAUUAAUUUGUUGAAGUUGUGUGAAAUUCAUAUCGUUGCAAUGACACUGUGAUAUUUGUGAAUGCGAAAUUGUCCGUUUGUAGUUUGGGAUUUCACAACACACUGAUCAGAUUUCAGUUUUAAAUCAAGGAUCGAUACUUACUAAUUUAUCUAUUCAAUAAAUACAAAAAUUUGUCAAUCAUUCAAUUUGAUCUUUAAAAGUAUGCAAUCCCUAAUGGAUUCCAACAUGGUAGACUUUUGUAUAGUUUGGGUAGAAUCAGAAAGUGGCAAAGUACGAUAGUCGCGGCUGAAGACCAUAGCGAGUCGUGGUUCGUAUCCAAUCAAAACAUGCUGACAAAUCAUGUUAGCAUUACUUUAUCAAUAUUCAUUAUAUCAUUUAAACUUUCAUCGAGUCUAAUGGCCAUACUGAAAUAACAUUUGGGUAUACUGUUGAAGCAAUAAGAUAUAAACUAUGUAUAUACAUAUAAUUUAUUAGAACAAGCUCAGAUUUAAAGUGUUAUGGUUGUGAUGAGACAAUAUGGACCUGGUCCCUCUAUAUAUCAUGUACAUGUAUAAUUUGACCUGAGCUAAUUAAAGGAAAACCAGUUGUACAUGUAUUCCCUGUUCCCCCGACACAAAUUACAAUUAAAUGAACGAUGUUUGGCUUUAUUGAGGUAAAUGUGGGGCAAUAAUAUCUAGAAUAAAUCCUGGUACACUACAGUAUACUAUCGAGAUCAAGGGAGGAGGUAUAAUUCUAUACAAUGUACUCACUAUUUGUAUUUAUAGAUAAAUCUGCAGGUGCUUCAGACACUGAUAUUUACAAUGUCCAUGAUGUUUUAUCUGUGAUAUGAUUCUAAACAAAUAUAUGUGUUCUAUGCAAAUAAUAUUUACUGUUCUGCUUUGAAAAAAGAGUGUGAAAUUUAAAUGAGAGGGUAUACGAAAUAUGAUUGAGUGGAUACAAAGAAAUUUGACGGUGGGACAAGAUAUGCUAAGGAAAAGAUGUGACAUGUGGUGAGUUGAAGUGUAUAUAUAUAUAUAUAUGAAAUAUGAGUGUGAGGAUAUACGAAAUAUAAGAAGGCGGAUUUGAAUGAAAUAUGAUUGGGAGGAUAUACAAAAUGAGUAGGAGGUUAUGUGAUUUAUGAAUGGAGUAUAUACAAAAUAGAAGUUAAGAGAAUAUAAGAAUUAUGAGGAGGAUAUACUAAAUAUGAGUUGGAGGAUAUCAGAAAUACAAGUGGACAGAUAUAGGAAAUAUGAGUGGGAGGAUAUACAAAAUAUGAGUUAGAAGUAUGAGAUAAGAGUGUUUGUAAGGAAGUAUUGAUAUAAAGUGACACAAUUCCUGCAACACCAGUUGAUAUUCUGAAUAACAACUAUUGUUUGAUGUACAUCUUUAAUGCAUCAAAUGUGAAAUCUGACUGACUUGUAUGACACACCAUUCCAGCUUAAUAAAACAAGAGGCCCAUGGGCCUUAACGGUCACCUGAGUCCUACAAUA